CAAUGUACAUGUAGAAGACUCCUCAUCAAUGCUGACGCCUUUUGUCCGUGGAACAUUUAUACACAAGUCCUGCCAUCUGUGUCCCGGAAUCUCCUACAGCUUAAGAGCUCAAAUACCUCGCUGGACUCAGAGUACGCGUGGCACAGCAGCCACAAGUCGCCUAUUCCAUCACACCAUAAGAUCACUGAUCAGAGCAUCAUCAUCAUCAAGAUCUCCUACAACCAAACCCCAAACCAUAACUCCUCUCCUUCAUCUCCACAAUCAUCCCAAAUGGUCCUCCGCGCCAUGCACUUCACCCCCAAAGUCCUCCUCUCGGCUCCGCGCCGCAGCGCCGGCGUACCAAACCCUUCAGGCUCUCUCGUCCUCUACACCAUCUCCACUUAUAACUUCGACUCGCAUUCGAAAAGUAAUGAGUUGCGAGUUUUGGAGGUCGCGAGUGGGGAGAGUCAUGUUUUGGCCCAAGAGGAUGAGAUUUCGGAUGUGAAUUGGUUGAAUGAGGAUGAGUUUGUUUGUUUGCAGAGUGAGAAGGAUGGGAGGACGAAGGUUUUUGUUGCUAGUGUUGGGAAGGUUAUCGGGAAUGAGGAGGCGGGGAAGGCAUAUUAUGUUGCUGGCACAAUCGAAGGACCUGCGGGCAACCUCAAGGUGAAGAAACUGGACGACAAUAAUUUUGCUGUGGUUUUCUCUGCUCAGGCUUACAAUCGCGUUGGAACUAUCUAUAAUCCUGAAACGGAGAAGAAACCGCAGUCUACAGCGAGGAUAUAUAACGGCCUUUUCGUGCGACAUUGGGAUACCUGGACCACGAAUCAGACAAACUGCCUCUGGUAUGCGAAGCUGUCGAGACGGGGCCAUGGCAAAUUCAGCUUAUCACAAUACACGAACGCUUUACAUAAGACUGGCCUGGAAUGCCCAAUUCGUCCUUUCGGAGGCACCGAUAAUUUUGAUCUCAGCAAAGAUGCUCUCAUAUUUGUGUCUAAAGAUCCGAAAUCGAACCCGGCGUUGACCACGAAGGAAAAUGUGUACAUCUUGCAUAUCCACGAUUGGGAAGGGCAACAUGCUCCUACCUUGCAACAAGUCGUUGUACCUGGAUUUGAUGGCGCUUCGGGGUCUCCAGUGUUCAGCCCUGAUGGGAGCCAGGCUGCGUUCUUGUCAAUGAAGACGAAUGGGUACGAAGCGGACAAGAAUCACAUUUUCGUACUGCGAGAGGUCAAAGAUCCAGUGAACAGCCUCGAGCGUGCCUUUUCUGCCUCCGCAGAAGGCGGAUGGGACAGAAGUCCUGCGUCACUGGCAUGGACUAUUGACGGAAAACAUCUUCUGUUCACGGCUGAAGACAUUGGCACUGUCAAAUUGUACCGCCUACCUAGCGACUUGAGAUCACAGGAGCCAGAGGCAUUGACCAAGAAUGGCUCGGUCAGCGACGCUCGACCCUUACCAGACGGCCGCAUUUUUGCUUCUGGUACCUCCUUCACUGACAACUCUUUCUUCUUCAUUAUUGCGCCCCAGUCGCCGCCAAAUGAGUCGCACACGUACGUGAGCUGGACGCAUUCGAACUCUGCUGGAGGGUCAAAACUUGGUGGACUCAAGCCUUCUCAGGUCUCGUCGAUAUGGACGCCGGCAAGCAACCCUGAGAUCAAUCGCGAAGUUCACAGCAUCGUGAUUCGACCAAGCAAUUUUGAUAGCAGCAAGAAGUACCCUGUGGCUUACAUCAUCCACGGCGGACCCCAGAAUGCUUGGGGCGACAGCUGGUCAACCCGAUGGAACCCAAUGAUCUUUGCAGAGCAGGGCUACAUUGUGAUCACUCCCAACCCAACGGGCAGCACUGGGUAUGGCCAGGCUUUCACGGAUGCCAUUCAUCGCAACUGGGGCGGUGACCCGUACCAGGACAUUGUCAAUGUCUUUGAGUGGGCAAGUAAGAACAUGCCUGAGGCCGAUCACAAUCGCGCUGUGGCUUUGGGUGCAAGUUAUGGAGGAUACAUGAUGAAUUGGGUACAAGGCCAUGAUCUUGGACGCAAGUUCAAGGCGCUUGUUUGCCAUGAUGGCAUAACGUCUUUUGCAGGUGCCAUGCUCUCCACGGAAGAGCUCUACUUUCCACUCUUCGAUCUGGGCAAUCCUUUCAACACAUCAGCGGCAGCUCAGGGACACGACAACUUCAGCAAAGCGACCCUGUCUGACUGGAGAAAGUGGGAUCCUAGCGAGCACUUUGCAAACUGGGCUACUCCCCAGCUGAUCAUUCAUUCCUCCAAGGACUACCGGUUGCCAGUCGCCGAGGGUCUUGCUGCUUUCAAUGUAUUGCAGGCCAGAGGUGUCGAGUCGAAGUUACUGACAUUCCCAGACGAGAAUCACUGGGUACUCAAACCCGAGAACAGCCUGGUCUGGCAUAAAGUGGUUCUCAACUGGAUCAACCACUAUGCCGGGUUGCCGCCUUAUGCAGAGGAAGAUGAGGAGAGCAUCGACUUCCUCGGCGGCGUCAAAGAGGACAAGGAAGAGCUUGUUGAAAUGGCCGGUCAAGGCAAAGUCGAAUAAGCUGCGAUCCAUCAAUCUAUGCUCAUAUCAGUGACGACCGGAAUAUUUUAUCCCUUCAGCAUAACUCGUAUGCCUCUGGGCCGGUGUUCGACAGCCCAAGAUAACUCCACGCCUGUCCUCCCACUCCGGGCCCACGUCGGCAGCCUGAUGCAGGCACCCGCACCUUUCCAUUUAGGGUUGUGAUUUUCUUACUGUUCAAUCAGAGUGAAGGUAAUACGGCCACCGGACCGGUGCAUUCGCAAAGCUUUUGAUAGGCAGUCUUAUCAACGCUUGACUACUACAGCAUGGGGUGGAAUUCUUCAACAGCCGAGCUAGCCCACGCGACCUACUAUGCUGUGAGGAGAAGUCUACUAUCUACCGCACUCGUGGAGUAAUUAC
This is a messenger RNA of Cercospora beticola, 2898 nucleotides long. RefSeq names its product dipeptidyl-peptidase 5. Gene Ontology annotation, molecular function: serine-type endopeptidase activity. Gene Ontology annotation, biological process: proteolysis. The record is from RefSeq and is a predicted model, not a curated record. Lineage: Eukaryota; Fungi; Ascomycota; Dothideomycetes; Mycosphaerellales; Mycosphaerellaceae.